Messenger RNA from Paraphaeosphaeria sporulosa, 1480 nucleotides. RefSeq names its product leucine carboxyl methyltransferase. The coding region runs from base 1 to 1140 and encodes 379 amino acids. Lineage: Eukaryota; Fungi; Ascomycota; Dothideomycetes; Pleosporales; Didymosphaeriaceae. Gene Ontology annotation, molecular function: protein C-terminal leucine carboxyl O-methyltransferase activity. Gene Ontology annotation, biological process: C-terminal protein methylation. The transcript has 2 exons. The record is from RefSeq and is a predicted model, not a curated record.
AUGUCGUCCAGCAACCAGAUCCCGAACCUCAGGACCCUCGUCGGCCGCGGGCGCCGAGGCGGGCUGCGAGGCCGCGCACGGGGCGGACCGGGAGCGUCGAGCGAGAGCAGCGCGGCCGUUCGCGACAGUGCGGUGCGCGCGACCGACCAGGACGCGGCGGGCAGCAGGGUGAGCUGCGUGGAGCUGGGCUACCUCGACGACGCGUAUGCGAAGCUCUUCGCAACCCAGCCCUCGGCCAGACGCCUUCCCCUCUUGAACAGAGGCUCCUACGUCCGCACCACGGCAAUCGACCUCCUCAUCGACCGCUUCCUCGCCACGCCCACGCGCGGCCUCAAGCAGAUCAUCUCCCUCGGCGCCGGCACCGACACGCGCUAUUGGCGCCUGCGCGACAAGCACCCCGACACGCCUCUCAUCUACCACGAGCUCGACUUCCCCGCCAACGCCGCCUCCAAGCUGCUCUCCGUCCAGCGCCACUCGGAGCUCCAAGACGCCCUCGGCGCCUCUGACCUCGGCCUUGCGGGGCCCCAGCAAUCCUACCACAGCUCCACGUACAACCUGCACGCGCUGGACCUGCGGCUCCUCGCUGCGGCGGACACGGCGAGCCUGCCAGACCUCCCGAACCUCAGUCCCUCCGCCAACACCCUCAUCCUCUCCGAAAUGUGUUUGUGCUAUCUGCAACCGCAGAUGGUGAAGCAGAUAAUGCACACACUCACAACACACUACCUCUCCCCCGACACACCCGCAUCCCUCGUCCUCUACGAGCCCAUCCGCCCCAACGACGCCUUCGGCCGCACCAUGAUCUCCAACCUCGCCACGCGCAACAUCCACCUCCCCACGCUCCUCACAUAUCCCGAACUCACGGACCAGCGCGCGAGACUGAACGAAUAUGGAUUUGUGGACGGACGCGGCGCCGUGGACACGGCGUUUGUGUGGCGGGAGUGGGUGAGCGGGGAGGAGAAGGAGCGCGUGGGACAGCUGGAGAUGCUGGAUGAGAUGGAGGAGCUGGAGCUGUUGCUGCGGCAUUACUGUGUGUGUUGGGGGUGGCGGGAUGGCGAUGAACACCGGGACGAGGAGAGGGACGGCGAGGGGGGUCUGUUUCGGAGGGCGUGGGAAGGGGUCCAGGGGAACAACGCUGGAUGAGCGCUCAUGAUGCAAGGGUCGGAGAAAAAGUGGGAACAGGGCAGAGAGACCAACAGUGGAAGAGUGAGCUUUCAAGGAGGAGCAUCACAGGUCAGGAGAAUAGAACGUGGUUUCAUUCUCCGCAGACUGCGCUGCACAGAGCAGCUAGCUAACCCAACAUCACAUAUGUACUGUAAAUCCAGACACGACUGAACAAGAACAUCCAUAUACCUUUCAAUCCGCCUUGUGGGUUGAAAUCCAAGCCCAGCUCCCAUGCAUUCCGAGGCCGUGAUGCAUUCAUUACCCCUCCCGCCAGGAACGCCAUACACAAAACGACUCGCAUGAUUCUAUCCAACAAGGA